GGCGAUUAAAUAGAAAGUGACCCGACAAUCAACCCGCGCCACACCCGCCGCAGGACAGCUGUUGGGAUUUGAACUCUCGUGACGUCAUUGAUUAUGUCACUGCUGAGUACGACCUCUGAUAGAAGCACGACUACGCGACCACACUGUAUCUAUAUCUUCAGAACCACCCGCUUCUCAACAGGUCAGCAGAGAGAUGCAAGCAGGAGCUGCGAGCCGGCGGCGACUGACGGUUGCCUGUCUGCAAUUGAACACACACCAUGGAACAGACGUGCUCGCGAGCAUGACCCGCGCCGACGCGCUGUUGUCAGCCUUUAUGGCCAGCAAGAAAGGCAGGAGUUUAGCUGCUGCUACGACACCGGCGAUAGUGGUGCUUCCUGAGCUCGCAUUUACAGGCUACGCGUUUCCUUCUCCUGCUGCAAUUGCACCAUAUCUCGAACCAACCGCAGACGGACGCACGACGCGAUGGGCGCAGGACACAGCGCGCAGGAUCGGGUGCCAUGUCGUGGUCGGCUAUCCCGAGCGCGCAAACGAAAAGGUGUAUAAUUCAGCAGUCAUCGUGUCGCCGGCUGGAAUGGUGCUGCAUAAUUAUCGCAAGCACUUUCUUUACGAGGCGGAUGAAAAGUGGGGUGCCUCGCCUGGACCAGACGGGUUUCUGAGUUUUGAUCUCACAUUGUCUAAAACUCCAGCUGCAGCGACAGAUCCCCUAGAGUUCACGGUACGCGUGGCGGUAGGCAUCUGUAUGGAUCUCAAUCCAGAGAAAUUCGAGGCGCCGUUCCGCAAGUAUGAGUUUGCAAACUUUUGCGUCUCCGAAAAGGCAGAGUUGAUUCUUGCGCCGAUGGCAUGGCUGUCGUCAUCCAGCGGCGAGGAGAAGAAAGAUGAGAGUCCGCAGGUCGGACGGCGGCCUGAGUGGUCUACGCUGCAGUACUGGGCUACCAGGCUGACGCCAGUCUCAUUACAAUUCUCACAGCAACAACAACAACAGCAUGGGGAGGUAAAUACGUCUGUGGAAAACAAAGAGGAAAAGACAAAAAUUGCGUUCGUGGCAGCAAAUCGGUGCGGAGUCGAGGACAACAAGACAGUGUACGCCGGAUCGUCCUGUGCGUUGACGUUUGACGACUCGGGCAAGGUUCGGUUAGUUGACGCGCUCGCGCGGGAUGAGGAGGGAGUGAUUUCAUUCGACAUUGAAUUAGAUUGAAUACAUAUACAAGAAAGAAGAGACAAGAAAUA
Messenger RNA from Myxozyma melibiosi, 1227 nucleotides. Its product is annotated as carbon-nitrogen hydrolase. The record is from RefSeq and is a predicted model, not a curated record. Gene Ontology annotation, biological process: protein modification process; protein catabolic process. Gene Ontology annotation, molecular function: protein-N-terminal asparagine amidohydrolase activity; protein-N-terminal glutamine amidohydrolase activity. The coding region runs from base 194 to 1195 and encodes 333 amino acids. Lineage: Eukaryota; Fungi; Ascomycota; Lipomycetes; Lipomycetales; Lipomycetaceae. The transcript has a single exon.